This is a messenger RNA of Triticum aestivum (bread wheat), 1395 nucleotides long. RefSeq names its product trafficking protein particle complex subunit 2. Gene Ontology annotation, biological process: endoplasmic reticulum to Golgi vesicle-mediated transport. The transcript has 7 exons. Bases 289 to 741 code for a protein of 150 amino acids. NCBI's taxonomy places the organism in Eukaryota, Viridiplantae, Streptophyta, Magnoliopsida, Poales, Poaceae. The record is from RefSeq and is a predicted model, not a curated record.
CCGAUUUUUGUGGGACUGGGUGUACGGGGGAUGUUCUAAGGGCCAAAACUACUCGUUCGACACCUCCUUCCCCAUCUAAAAAAAACCUUCUUCCCCGUCUUCGUCCAAGCUAGGGUUUCCUCUGCUGACCUCCGUCGUGCUUCCGGCCGCUACUUGCAUCUCUCCGCCCUCCAUUCAUUCCACUCCUCUAGCCUAUGAGGCAUCCAAAAAGAUGUGUAGUCGCCCAGAAGUGCGCACUGGUGUCGUCACCGGUUAUAUGAUUGGGGAAUUUUCACCUGACAGAUUAAUAUGGCGAGCACAGCAUGCUUUGUGAUUGUCAGUAAGAAUGAUAUCCCAAUCUAUGAUGCUGAAGUUGGAUCCGCUCCAAAAAAAGAAGAUCAGGCUUAUCAGCAUCAGUUCAUUUUGCAUGCUGCAUUAGAUGUUGUUCAGGACCUUGCAUGGGCUACAAGUACAAUGUUUCUGAAGUCAGUAGAUAGAUUCAACGAUCUUGUGGUGUCUGUUUAUGUAACUGCUGGUCAUACUAGAUUUAUGUUGCUUCAUGAUUCACGGAGUGAAGAUGGUAUAAAAAGCUUCUUUCAGGAAGUUCACGAACUUUACAUCAAGAUAUUCCUUAAUCCACUCUACUUGCCUGGUUCUCGCAUCACAUCCUCUCAUUUCAAUACCAAGGUCAGGUUUCAAGGAAAUACCUGUAGCAUACACUCAGGUGGAAGACCAUGUAAGCGACCAUUGAAUGACCAGUAGAUCCUGAAAAUGAGCUAGCACUAUGAUGUGCCAAAAUGGUGCUCAACGGAGAGUUUUCUUUGCUUAUUUCUGAGGCAUUUCCCCUGCCAACGUUUCAUUUUUAUGUUUAUCUCCUUACCCCUGUCCUGUGCUGUUGUCUUGAGAUACUCGAGUGUCCUAAGCUGAGCCCUGUUAAAUUUACCUUGCACAUCGAUACUGCACCAUUAUAUCUGUAGCCAUGGCAGUGAAAGGAGAUGGUGCCGCAGUAUCAUCACGAGCUGUAUGAAGCAUGGAACCACGCAGCGGCAUUAAUAUUACAGGACACUGCAACAGACCAGCUGGUAGUGGUACUGUAGCUCCACUAAAAGGACCCCUGCAGAAUCUCCCGAGAAAGGUCUUCGCUCAUCACGAGCUGUAUGAAGCAUGGGACCACGCAGCGGCAUUAAUAUUACAGGACACUGCAACAGACCAGCUGGUAGUGGUACUGUAGCUCCACUAAAAGGACCCCUGCAGAAUCUCCCGAGAAAGGUCUUCGCUCAUCAGAUGAAUUCCAUUAAUAAAUGAAUCUGCAAUUAUCACUUGGGAUUGUACAAGGAAGAGCUGUCACUUGGCUGGAAACCCUCGAAAUGUAGUCACCUUUUUUUCUUUUGGAGAUUUGCCUUUUCGUUUCGUGAA